This is a messenger RNA of Cajanus cajan (pigeon pea), 1069 nucleotides long. RefSeq names its product arabinogalactan protein 25 (gene AGP25). Lineage: Eukaryota; Viridiplantae; Streptophyta; Magnoliopsida; Fabales; Fabaceae. The record is from RefSeq and is a predicted model, not a curated record.
AAGGUUAAAAACUAUGUUUCCUUGUCAUCAUCCAAUACACUCUUGCCACGUGGUAUCCCAUCUGACCCACCUAUAGUCUUAGAUAGGAGUUGAGAGAGAAACGAGAACCUGCAGACCUUAAGGGCCUGACGAUUUAAAGGCUCGCCAUCAUUAUUUCCACUAAUUGCUCACACAUCUUCAUCUCCCUCAGAAAAACCCUCAAACAAUUAUAUCCAUUUUCAGGCAGUGUAACUUGGAUAUUCUUCACGAUGAGAAUAGCAUCAUACAUUGUUUAUCUAAGACUCAUGAUCAUCAUGGCUUUCAUGCCCUCAUUUCUUCUUUCAUCAUAUUUACAGCCUAUUCCCAAAGUUCCCACACUCUCAUCUUCACCAGCAACAUUAACAGAUCCUCCUCCAUCUUCACUGUCCCCUUUCCAAGAGUUGUCCCCAGACAUUGCUCCACUGUUGCCUUCCCCUGGUGGUGUGUUGCCAACUCCUGCUGGCUCUGACAUUCCCACCAUUCCCUCCAAUCCAAGCCCUCCAAACCCAGAUGACAUGAUCGCUCCUGGACCACUUUCUGCUUUUUCUCCAUUUGGAUCAAUGCAGGCUUCCUCCAAUGCUCCUAGAACUCUAGUUGGUAACCUAGCCACUACUGCUUUUGCAGGUUUAGCAGCAUAUUGGUCUUUGCAGUAUAUGAGAGUAUGAGUGAUUUGGGAUAUGGCAGAUUCCGAUUAUUGUAGACUAGAUUCUCUUUCUUGUAUGUUAAUUUUUCAUUCUUACCUUGUAGCAUAUGAUAAUAUAAUAAACCCCCUGUUUCUUUCUUGAUUAGCUUGAGAAUAAGUUAUAACUUUCCCAACAGUAUCAUUUUUCUUUUUCAUAAUUCUACUGUUGAUUUACCAGGUGUAAUUAUUGAGGUUAGCCCUUUUUUGUUUGGUUUGUUUUCCCAUUAUGUUAAAUGAUCCUUUAUCUUUCCAAUCAGAGGCCUAUGAUUGAACCUUUUAGGAGCCUUUUUGCAUUUCCAGCUUCACUUUGCGUAUAGCUGUAACGCUCGUUCAGAUCAAAAUGUAAGAUUUAUUUGAUUCCGGCUGUCA